AUGCUGCUGCUACUCGAUAAAAAAGAAGAAGACUGGGAAAGGCUCUCCGAGGCGGAGGCGCCUGUGAUCAACUACCAGAACUGCCUGUGGCAGAAAACAGCAGGGUUGCUUUUUUCAGAGUACAUCUGCCUUGCCAUCAUGUCGUUCCCAUGGAGUUACUCGGUUUUGGGUCUUGUUCCCGGCUUGAUCAUCACCGCUGGCAUUUCCCUCAUUUGCCUCUACACCGGUUGCAUCAUCACAGACUACUGCAUCACGUACCCGGGAAUCACGUCCGUGUGUGACGUGGGCCAGCAUAUCUUCUGGAACUCCAGAACAGUGUGGUACCUUACCGCCGUGGCGUUCAUUUUGAACAACACCUUGAUUCUGGCGCUCCACGUGCUCGUGGGAGCCAAGUACUUUAGCACAAUCUCCGACAAUUACGCCGGCCAGAGCGGCACCAUCUGCCAGAUUGUGUUUGCCGUGGUGAGUGCGGUCAUUUGCUUCUUGUUUUCGCUUCCACGGACGUUUUCGUCCAUGCUGGGCGUGGCGUACGUUUCCGCCAUCACCAUGUUUGUCUCGGUGGUGCUUUCCAUGUCUUUUGCCGGAGUUCAGGACCAUCCAGCCGGUUUUGAUGGCACCCCAGUGGAAUGGAACCUCUGGCCAGCCAAGGGAACCACCUACGUCCAGGGCAUGUCCGCCAUGUUGAACAUUGUGUACACUUUUGUGGGCCAGAUCACGUACCCUUCGUUUAUCUCGCAGAUGAAGCGGCCCAGGGACUUCAAGAAGGCCUUGUGGGUGGUGACGGUGUGCGAGUUAAUCACUUUUGCGCUUGCCGGUCUGAUUGUCUACGUUUACGUCGGCAACAAGUACAUGACGGCGCCGGCAUUUGGCUCUCUUGUGGGCAAUUACAAGAAAAUCGCCUACUCGUUUGCGCUCCCCACCAUUCUCUUCUUGGGCUCCUUGUACUCGAACGUCACCUCCCAGUGGUUCUUCCUUAUUAUUUUCAAGGAGGGCGACAAGAACAGAGAGGACCACACCGUGCUCGGCUGGUCGGUGUGGAUUGGCCUCAACGGGUUGAUCUGGGUUGUGGCUUUCAUUAUCGCCGAAGUCAUUCCGUUCUUUUCCGACUUGCUUUCGCUUAUGUCGUCGCUUUUCGACUGCUGGUUCGGCUUUGUCUUUUGGGGCGUGGCGUACUUCCGCCUUAAAAAGCAUCACAAUCCUGGCGUGAGCUUUGUGGAGCUUUUUAAGACGUCGGUGUGGUGGGUCAAGCUCGAGUUCAUUGCCAACGUCAUUUUGAUCAUCAUGGGUCUUUACAUUCUCGGCCCGGGUCUUUAUGCCACCAUCCAGAGUAUUGUCUUGUCGUACCAGUCGGGGUUGUACGGCCUGGUGUUUGAGUGCACCCCCAGCACAGUCUAG
Candidozyma duobushaemuli is the source of this 1395-nucleotide messenger RNA. RefSeq lists its product as uncharacterized. Gene Ontology annotation, molecular function: amino acid transmembrane transporter activity. The transcript has a single exon. Gene Ontology annotation, cellular component: vacuolar membrane. Bases 1 to 1395 code for a protein of 464 amino acids. The record is from RefSeq and is a predicted model, not a curated record. NCBI's taxonomy places the organism in Eukaryota, Fungi, Ascomycota, Pichiomycetes, Serinales, Metschnikowiaceae. Gene Ontology annotation, biological process: amino acid transmembrane transport.